Messenger RNA from Entrophospora sp. SA101, 150 nucleotides. The record is from the annotation of a GenBank genome assembly. NCBI's taxonomy places the organism in Eukaryota, Fungi, Glomeromycota, Glomeromycetes, Entrophosporales, Entrophosporaceae.
AUGCUUCCACAACUGACAUACUUGCAGGCUCCAUACCGACACAUGUUAAUGAUGGCUUUAGGUGCGCAAUUCCAGAUAUCGCCAGUAGGAUUUGAACGAGCUGCAUGCUCUACAAUAAACAUUAGUGAAACAGAGGCGAUGAAAAAUUAA